UUUGCGGGUUCCUGGUUUCACUUCUAAGGAGUGUUUCAGCGCUUGUUGACUUGGUGGUGGUGUUUGACAGUGGUAAUAAUCCACAUCCAGCAUUGAAUCUAGACUAUUUUCAGCACCAGCAGGCGUCAACCUGUCAAGCGGCAUUUAGCCCAAUGGCCGUAUCUUAAUUUCCAUUAGCUCAUGGUUUUUCGUCUUGGAGGUCCUGGGGUUGCGGUGGAUCUGGGGACGGAACCCCGCGCACCCGUUCGAUGAAGGCAAGGAAUCCCUCCGCACUCUUUUCUCAAUUCCCUCACGCCACUACCGGAUCAAACCAUCGGAGUUUGCGCCCAGCAUGGACUCAGAACCACCUCAGGCCGAUUCUAUUGCGUCUCAGGCCACACCAGAAGAACAAAUCGAUCUUUCGGCCGGAGAUAGCGCAAAGCGCAAGGCGGAACAGCCGAACGGAACCCAGACGCGAUCGAAGCGGAAUCGCUACAUCUCCAUUGCAUGUAAUGAGUGUAAGCGUCGGAAAAUUAAAUGCAACGGCCAGGUGCCGUGUCAGCGCUGUGGACACUUGAAACUCGAAUGCCGAUAUGCGCCUAAUUGCUGUAAUAAUAACUUUAAGGAUUCUGAUGAGUUCCGGUCGAUGAAGGAUCAGAUUGCUUCGCUGCAGGAUCAAGUUGGCAGUCUUUUUAGCAGCCUCAAUGAGCUUCGCGUGCAGAAGUCCACGUUUGACGCCCCACCAUUUGAUCAAUUCUCUCGUGAUGGCUCGCAAGUAUUUACCCCGAUGCACCCACCGUCGGGGAAGCCUCGUAUGAGGCAUCCUCGGUUCCAUGGCCCUACCAGCUCGGCAUUCAAUUUUGACGUUGCUCGAUCAAGCCUUCAGGAUAUGGGUAUCGCGCCGGUCGAAGAAGGUAUACAAGAUGAUUUGACGACGGCACAUGCUACGCCAGCAGCAUCUCCCCCUCACGUGCCUGCAUUGAGUCAACCAAUGCAUCCGUCAAAGGACCCGAUAUGGGCGAUUAAGAAAGACGAGGCACUGCGGUUAUGCCGAGUAUACGAAGAGGAGAUUGGUAUCAUGUACCCACUGGUCGAUAUUGACCAGGUCACACAUCAGGUCAACUUGCUUUAUACGUUUAUGGAAGCAGCAAUGCGCACUGGGCUUAUGCACCGAGGGCUAGGAGGCGCAGAUGGCCUUGAGGAUGACAGCACAAACCUCAUCAAGUUGAUCCUUGCGACUACACUUAUUGUUGAAGGUGGUGGUGAGAGCGAACUUGGUCGGCGUUUAUAUCUAAGCGUUAAACCAGUCAUUGAGUCCAAGAUUUGGGAAACAUUAGAUCUCAAAACUAUCCAGCUUCUAGGAUUGAUGGCGACGUAUCACUUCCAUACAGACGACGAUGCAUUGGCUUAUCGAAUUAUCGGCGUGGGCGCUCGUAUGUGCCUAGAGAUGGGGCUCCAUAGACGAGACGCUCUGGCCAAAUCCUUCCCCGACGAAGCUCAAUGGCCUGAGAUUGUCAAAAUAUUUUGGUCAAUAUAUUCCUUGGACAGACGGUGGAGUUUCGGUACGGGACUGCCUUUCGUUAUACAAGACGAGGAUAUCGAUCCCAAUCUACCUGAGCCGGACCCAUCACUACAGUACUUGAGGUGCAUGAUUGUUCAUAAUCGCAUCAGCUCGAAGGUCUGGUACUCUGGUCUGGGCUCUGACGGAGCAACGGACAUACGCCGAGACGAGAUUGGCUAUCUGGACUACCAAGUCUUACAGUGGUACAAGCAGAUUCCGGAUACUCUCAAAUUCUAUCCGUCUGAAUCUCCGAGAGCAGGCGAGACAGCAAAUAGAGGCCUUCGAAGAUUGCGUAUACUUUUGUAUCUGCGCAUGAAUCAACUGCGGAUACUUAUCUAUCGACCUGUCCUCCACUCUUCUACAAGCAUCGCGGAAGAUAAAGGCCAUGCUCAGACGGUAGUUGACGUCGCCAAAGACUCCGUCCGGGUACUCACUCGGCUGAACCAAACCUCCGAUAUUUAUCGCACGCAACAAAUUACGUUCAACUAUUUCCUGGUUGCUGCCCUUGCCGUGCUGUUUCUGGCUGUGUGCCAUGCACCUACUGAAUUCAACCGGCAGGUACGGGAUGAGUUCUAUUUAGCGUUGGACCUUGUCAAUGGAUUCAGCACCAAAUCAUAUGUAUCGAAGCGCCUGUGGAAGACAAUAAAAGGUCUCAGGAGGACAGGCGAGAAAUUAGGUGUCCUAGUACGCCCUUUUGGCACUGAUGCUAACGACCCGCACUCAACAGCAGCUGUUGCAAUGGCAGGCUUGGCUGGCCAUCCAAUGGAAGACCUGUCGGUGUAUGGCCCUAUGAACGGGGUUGGUGAGUUGGGCAAUAGCCCUCUGAAUGGGUUACAGAUGAGCCACGAGUUGACGACCUUGUUUGAGGCUGUUGGAGGGUUCGGAAAUUUCAUGACCCCAGCGGCAACAGAUGGACUCAACGGUUUUAUCGGUCCUGAGGGAGAAUUACAGAAUACUGGAGAAGGACUCUCAGGUGUGUUGGGGGAUGAAGGCGAAUUCGCACGAGUAAUACGGGACUUAUUCUGAAUUGUCCUCCUGAUACACUGUCGGUCUCCUUUUGCAUUGUAUUUGGCAAGAUACCCAAGUUACUCUUUUCUUCACAGUCUCUUCAUUUCAUCUGUAACUACUUCAGCGUAAACGCAAUCAGGCACCAAAAUUGCCUGAGGCAUAUAUAUCCACGUGAUAAACCAGCCUCCUGCUUCUUUGAUCUUCCAUCAUCGCGUCUUCAGUCCCUCAAAUCGAAUGUUGAGAAAAUACAUGCAAAAGAUGUCAAAUUGAGACCUCUUCUCUUUAAUCUUUCCAUUUUAUCCCCCAGGUUCGGUGGCCUUCAGGUUCAAGGUUGCCCACCGCCCCACGAGGCUAAUUCGGAGGUCCGUCAACCUCCGUCGAUCGAUCGCCUCCCAACCCGCGCAGAAAAAUUCACCCCU
Molecule: messenger RNA, 2967 nt
Organism: Aspergillus versicolor CBS 583.65
Lineage: Eukaryota; Fungi; Ascomycota; Eurotiomycetes; Eurotiales; Aspergillaceae
Product: transcription factor domain-containing protein
Exons: 6
Coding region: 332-2566 (744 amino acids)
Biological process (GO): positive regulation of transcription from RNA polymerase II promoter by galactose; DNA-templated transcription
Cellular component (GO): nucleus
Molecular function (GO): DNA-binding transcription factor activity, RNA polymerase II-specific; RNA polymerase II cis-regulatory region sequence-specific DNA binding; zinc ion binding
Source: RefSeq, a predicted model, not a curated record